AAAUACGGAAUGACCGCCUUAGGCCAAGCCGCUCAAGGUUGCCGAAACGAGAAAGCGGUAAUUUCACUUCCAAACUAUUGAUGCUAGGGUUGGUUGUUGAUUUGUCACACGAUUGUCUAACGGUAAAUAAAAUAAUCACUUCCUGAUGAGUCGAGAGGAUGAAUUCUCAUCACUUGUCACCCAAGCGCGUCUAAAAUGUGAGGAAGGGAAUUUUCAUGAGUCACUUAAGCUUUGUCAGAAUGCCUACGCAAUAAAUCCUUCUUCUAGUCUUAUGCGAAAAAUUGUUCGUCUUCAAAAUUUAGUAAGCCAAGAUACCAAGGAGAACAUUCCAAUAGCUCCCGAAAAAUCUGAAAAUUCUUUAAAAGGAGCUGCUAAGUACUUUGUUUGCGAGUCUGAGAAGUAUGUAUCUCCUAGUAACAUAACUGACAGCACUAAUCUUCUGAAGGAAGCGUAUUUAUGUGUUCCGUCAGCUGAGAUUGAAUCAAAGAUUGGACGAAGUGAAUCAGCUCAUCCUACAACCUAUACUGAUACUUCAAACACGAAAGAAGCUUCAGGGGAAGAAAAGCUUUAUGAUGGUACUCAAUUCACUCUAAUUGAUAAAGCGAAAUUGUUAUAUCAAUCUGGAGACUAUGUUGAAUGCCUUCGUCUUCUUAAAAAAGCCUACAACCUUAAGCAAUGCGAUAAAGUAAAGCGGAAAAUUGAAAGGAUCGAAAAUUAUUUGAAAGAAAACGGAAUUCCUGUUGAUCAUUAUGAUUAUAAGUCGCACACUAAUAAUGUUGUUACUGCAGUUGACCAUGAUGAUGAAAAGGACCCUCCUAAACUCACCUAUGAUUUGGUCGAAAUAGCUGAUAGAUUCAGUGUUCCCAAGUUGUUAUAUGAUAAAUUGUAUGAUUAUCAAAAGUACGGUGUUAAAUGGCUUUGGAGUUUACAUCAGAAAAAUUCUGGCGGCAUAUUAGCUGAUGAUAUGGGACUAGGUAAAACAGUUCAGGUUAUUGCUUUUCUUUCUGGCCUGUUCGUAUCUAGUAAAUUUUCUUGCACAGUGUUGAUUGUAAUGCCAGUCAGUGUUUUGGUUACUUGGGAAGCUGAACUAAAAAGAUGGGCACCAGGACUUCGUGUUAUUGUUUUUCAUGAUAACAGUCGAGCGGAUCGUCUUAAAAGUUUAGUAUCAAUCCAACGACAUGGUGGUAUUCUACUUACAACAUACGGAACACUUGUUUCCAGCAUAAAAGAUUUGUCUACUGAUUUAAAUGCAAAUCCUGAAUUUUUAAGGUCAUACAAAAAACAAAAAUCCACUGACAAUGAUGCCAGUGAUAUUCUUGCUAGGAUGGGUAAAGAAUUUCAUUGGACUUAUUUAAUAUUGGAUGAAGGACAUAAAGUCAAAAAUUCAUCUGCUAAGACGACCAAAGCAGCUCAAGCAAUUUAUGCAGAUCAUUGUAUUCUCUUAACUGGUACUGCUGUACAAAAUAAUCUCAAGGAAUUAUGGUCUCUUUACAAUGUAACUCAUCGUGGUCGACUCUUAGGUACACAAAAAACGUUUUCUAUUGAAUAUGACAAACCAAUAACUCGUGGACGCGAAAGAGAUGCUUCUCGUGCUGAAAAAGUACACGGUCAAUUAAUGGCUGAAAGUUUACGACGUAUAAUAGAUCCAUAUUUUUUGAGACGCACAAAAUCUGAAGUUUUAUCUCAACAGUAUAAUAUGAAUGCGGCUGUACCGAUAAAAGAUAAAAUGCCACGUAAAACAGAAAUUGUAUUAUGGGUUUACUUAAGUUCCAUACAAGAAUCCACAUAUCGUGAUUUUUUACAACUUGAUAACGUAAAAGAAUUAUUAAUGCAGCGUACAAAACGUUCACCAUUAAUGGAAUUGGUAAUUCUAAAAAAGCUCUGUGAUCAUCCGCGUCUUUUGUCCACUGAACAAUGUUUAAAUCUUAAUUUAAAUUAUGAUGAUGGCAAUGGUAAAGGUGAUAAUUUUCAUAUUGAUGAAAUUGUUUCACAUAAAAUACAUUUUCCACCAUCAGAACAACUGAUUAAAGAAUCUGGGAAAUUCUUGUUUCUUCAUUGUUUGAUGAAACAGUUUUUGCUUGAAUUACAAUCGAAUCCACAAAGAGAUUCACCGCGCACGUUGAUAUUUUCACAAAGUAUAAAGUUUCUUGAUAUGGCUGAAAAAGUUAUUCUAGAUAUAAAAUGUCCUGUUAAUAAUUAUACAUUUAAUGACAAUUUGCACUGUCCUACGCAACAUCGUAUUUUACGAUUAGAUGGUCGUACUGCAAAAGUAUGCGAUCGUCUAAGCAUAAUUAAUAAAUUUCAAAAUGAUAAAUCUUAUACAGUUAUGCUGUUAACUACUCAAGUUGGUGGUGUUGGACUGACAAUUACAUCAGCUAAUCGUGUUAUCAUUCUCGAUCCAAGUUGGAAUCCAGCUGUAGACUCACAAGCUGUAGAUCGUGCGUACAGAAUAGGUCAAAAAUUAGAUGUAGUUGUAUACCGAUUGAUUACUUGUGCAACUGUCGAAGAAAAGAUUUAUCGUCGUCAAAUAUUCAAAGAUUCCGUAAUUCGCCAGACAACGUCGACAGGCCAAAACAAAACGGACUUAGAUCCUUACCGGUAUUUCAGUCGCCAAGAGCUGGUUGAAUUAUUUAGUCUCGGAGACACACGUAUUUCUGAAACUAAACGGCAGCUAGACAUAUUACAUGAUGGUUCAGAUAGAUGGUCUGAUAGUUCCAUUAGCCCACAUUUAAAAUUCCUCAGUAGUGAUGCACUAAAGCAUGUUGUUUAUGGUUUAUCGUUUCAUGAUUUAAUGUUUAGUAAGGAAUCUAUUAACGAAGGAGCUAUUGAUACGGAUCAUGAGAAAUUAUACGUUAUGAAUCGUUGUGUUGCAGCUGAACGUGCCAUAGCUGAAGAAUGUGCUGUUGAAGGAAGAGUAAUUGGUAAAGAAAUGCCAGCAGUCACAAUGACACAAGCAGAAAGUACUGUAAAAUCAUUGCCAACACAUUUAGCAAAUCUUAAUUUACAAAAUAAAUUACCACCUUCCAGUUACCACGAUCAUGACAAUCGUUUUAUUAAUCAUGUACCAUUAGAUCAAUUGUUCAAGCCUUCCAAGUCUGACACUCAUAGACCAAUGUUCAAUAGACCAGUAACAUCAUUUAACAAUCCACACACUAACAUCAUUUACACUUCAUCUAAUAUUGAACAUCAUAGUGAAAAUAUAAGUCCCAAUUCAAAUAUACCAUUAGUAUGCACCACUGCUGAGCAUCAAUCAGUUGAUCGAAUUAGUUCUGUAAACACGUACGGGGUAAAUGAACCCCUCUCGCCAAAGCUAGGACGUCAGUUACAAGAUGCUACUGAAGUUGUAGAAAUACAGAAGAAGAAUGAUAAUGGAUCUCUGAAAAUCAGGAAUUCUCCAACUGAUGAUCUGUCGGAUAAUGAGUGCCUCGAUACACCUCCUAGUGCACCAGUUGCUGAUAUAGAAUGCAUAACUAUAGAGGAUUCAAUUACGCAAAGUUUGCGAGAAAUAAGUAUAACUCAGAAAACUCCAUCAAGAUCUCAUGAUAAUGAUAAAACUAACAAAGGAUCAAAUAUUUUAAAAACUCCACUUCAUCAUCUUCGAACUUCGUUAAAUUCGAGAUCAUCAUUUGCACCAUUCAAUUCAAAUUUUUAUCGUUCUACUCCAUUAUCUUCAAGGAAGUCAACAAAAAUUCCUCCUAAGGAACACUUUGAACAGUGUGGACAGGAAUUAAACGAAAAUCUCGGUGACAUCAAAUCACCAACAGAUUUUGAUCCUGCUCAGAAUUAUAUACAUAUGGAUAUUAGUAUGGACAUAAACGAAGAUGAUUUAGCUAAUACAGUAGAUAUGAAGUCAAUUCAGCAAGUCGGUAGUUUUGAGUUUUUACUUGACUUUCUGUAUAUUCGUUUACAUAGUUGUUGUGCUGAAUUGAAUCUACGAAUAUGCAUAAUAGUGGACACUGUUCUUCAACUUCGAACACAAAUGAAUACAGGGAAUCUCUUUUAUAAGUAAAACGACUAUAAAAUUUCAUUGUCCCUCUUAAACAUUAUAAAAAGAAGAAAAAAGCGUUACAACAGACACGUGGUUUAAAGUACUCAGACUAACUUUAUAUGAUAUUAAGUCGAAGCGUAUCUUAUGGAAUGUUAUCUUACCAAGGAAACGUCCAUAAACUUCUGCACUCAGUGUGACCGAAUAGGUAGCUGGUUUUCCCAAACUCUCUGAUACUCCCGAGAAUGGGGAAAGUCCGCUCUCCCUUUCGAAAUGCGUAUGUAGCCACUACCAGGGAAGUCCUAUUCAUUGGCUUCUCGCAGCAGGAGUGUUGUUUACGAAAUUCAGAGAACAAAACGCGAAUGUCCGAGUUGGUGAGUACGUAGGAUUCACCUAGCGAAGCUGGGAAACCCUGAUUCCAAACCUAUGGUGCUUAUGGUCUUCAGGAUCUUGAGUAAACAAAUGGUAUAUAUAAACCUAUUGUUUGUCACCGGCUAUCUAGGUAGCGGAUCUCUCAAUGUUACUCACACAGAACUGGAAUCUAUGUUAAAUUUUCAUCACGUUUUAAUCCAUUGUAGUGUUUACUCACUGGAUGUUCUUUGAUUAUUUAUAGCAUGUGUUAUAUGAAAUAUUCCUUAGAAUUUUUCUCAGAAAAUAUCCAUGAAAUUGUAGUUAUAAGUAGCAUAAGAAAUAUGUCUGACUUUUUUGUGUAAAUUUUAUGUGCGGCUAUAUAUUUUCUGAUUACUAAAAAGAAAAUUUUGUCUUUUUUUAAAAAUUGGUUGUAAUGUUAUAUUUUUCUGUUCGUUUAGGUACUUGCAAAAUCUGGUGUUUUGAAUUCUACUGAUUUAAACAAUAUAAAUGAAACUGGAGGAGGCGAAUUCAUGUCAAAUUCAAUUGAAAUCCAUAAAUCUUCCACUGAACAAGAACUUAAUUCAGUUUCGGAAGAAAAUGAUUUGACUAAAUCUUUAAGUGAUUCUGAAGUUGCCAUGGACUCUUACAUAAAUCGUCAGUCUGUCGAGAAGACGCAUAUUGACGAUACUGAUAUUAUUGAAUCUAGUUUCUGAAGAUGUUUUUUAAAAUUUGAUUUUAAAAUAUGUAAAUAGUACAUCAGUUCAAUAUAAUCGUUACGUUUUCUUUACAUUAGUAAAGAGUAAUUAUAAAAUAAUAUCCUAAUAAGUAGAAAAUAGAAUUUCUAUCGUUUCAUGGCAUAGUGUAAGUUGCUGCUUCAGAAACAAUUUAAUUUUCUACUCACUGGGAUAUUACAAAUGUAUCAUUUUAUUAUUACAAACAGUCUACUCAAUCCUCAAUGUAUUUGAAAGUAAGUGGAAAAUGACAUAUAUUUUGUAUUUUUGUCAAUUGAGUAGCUACGAACAGAAUAUUAGUAAACUGUGGGCCAGUUUUU
This is a messenger RNA of Schistosoma guineensis, 5387 nucleotides long. NCBI's taxonomy places the organism in Eukaryota, Metazoa, Platyhelminthes, Trematoda, Strigeidida, Schistosomatidae. The record is from the annotation of a GenBank genome assembly.